Messenger RNA from Musa acuminata AAA Group (dessert banana), 2430 nucleotides. RefSeq lists its product as uncharacterized. Gene Ontology annotation, biological process: mRNA alternative polyadenylation. The transcript has 2 exons. Gene Ontology annotation, cellular component: mRNA cleavage and polyadenylation specificity factor complex. The coding region runs from base 160 to 2019 and encodes 619 amino acids. Lineage: Eukaryota; Viridiplantae; Streptophyta; Magnoliopsida; Zingiberales; Musaceae. Gene Ontology annotation, molecular function: mRNA binding. The record is from RefSeq and is a predicted model, not a curated record.
ACAGUUGUCGAACUUCAACACGCGAAAAAGAGGCGUUCCCCUUCUUCUCCUUCUUCCUCUCUGUCUCUCUCUCUCGUCCUUGCGCAUAGCUUUUCACGAUUAGGGUUUUACUGCUGUAAUUCGUUUGAAACCCUAACCGGAGAUCUCCCUUCCUCAACGAUGGACCACGGCGGCGGCGGGGGAGGCGGAGGGUUCCAUCGGAGCGAGGCGAUCUCCGCCGUGCAGGACGAGGAGCAGUUCUACGGGGAGGACGAUGAAUACGACGACCUCUACAGCGACGUCAACGUCGGGGAGGGAUUCCACCAGACGUUCCACGGUGGCGACGAUGCAAGGGGCUUCCAGGAUCGGGACGAGAGACUGAGCGACCACCCGCCGCCACCGCCUCAGGAUCCGCCCCAGCAGCCGGUGGUGGAGCCCUUGGAAAGGGUUCAGAUACCCGGAAUCGCCGGGGAGCCGAAGAUCGAGCGGCCUGCUGAUAGAUCCGGCGGUUUCCCCGACCCAGGGAUUAGACCAGGGGGCGAGUCGGUAGAUGGGGCUAGACAGCCUGCGCUGCUACCUCCACCGCGGCUUCCGGUGGCGUCGGGUACAGGUAGAACUGAUCUGGGUCAGUCUUCCAGUAGAUCUGUCCAGAUCCAGGGACAUAAUGAGAAUACUAGCUACGUCAACGAGGGUUUACAGAGGCCGGGGGGUGGCUUUGGGAACGAGGGUUUCCAGAGGCAAGGAGGUGGCGGAGGUGUAGUUGUACUUGCAGGUAACUCUAAUGGCGUGGCUGAUGCAGGUGGCAGUGGCGGAGCCGGAGUUGGUGGCACCACUCUUUUUGUUGGCGAACUCCAUUGGUGGACGACGGAUGCAGAGCUUGAGGCAGAGCUCUGCAAAUAUGGACAGGUGAAAGAAGUGAAAUUUUUUGAUGAGAGGGCGAGCGGGAAAUCAAAAGGAUACUGUCAGGUUGAUUUCUAUGACCCAAUGGCUGCAGCAGCCUGCAAAGAGGGUAUGAAUGGGUACAUUUUCAAUGGUAGGCCUUGUGUUGUGGCAUUAGCUUCACCACACACUGUUCGGCGAAUGGGUGAGAACCAAGUGAACAAGAACCAGCAGGCAUCAGCCCAGUCCCAGCCACCUGCACUUGCUCAGAAGGGUAGAGGAGGUGGUGGGCCUUCAGUUGGUGGACGUGGAGGUGGCGGUGGUGGUGGGAAUUGGGGAAGAGGUGGUGGGAUGGGAAACAGAGGGCCGAUGGGUAAUAUGAGAAACAGAAUAGGUCCAGUUGGUGGAAGGGGUAUCAUGGGUAAUGGUGGAAUUGUUGCCCCACCGCCACCUGUGUUGCAUCCUGGAGCUAUGCUUGGUCAAGGCUUCGAUCCGACGGGCUAUGGAGCAGCAAUGGGGAGAAUGGGUGCUGGCUUUGGAGGUUUUCCCGCCGGUGCAGCUGGGGCUCCUUUUCCUGGAAUGAUGCCGUCGUUCCCGCCUGUUGUGGCUCCUCAUGUCAACCCAGCUUUCUUUGGGCGGGGAUUGGCUCCUGGUGGCAUUGGGAUGUGGUCUGAUCCCAAUAUGGGUGGAUGGGGAGGUGAAGAGCAGUCCAGCUAUGGAGAGGAUGCCACAUCUGAUCAGCAGUAUGGAGAAGGGAGCCAUGGGAAGGAUAGGAUGGUGGAAAGGGACCGCUACAGUGCUCCAGACAGGAAACCUGAAAGGGAGAAAGAUAUGGGUUCUGGGCAGGACUGGCCAGAGAGAAGAUACCGUGAUGAGAGGGAAAGGGAUACAGGGAGAGAUAAGGAAAUGGGUCCUGAGAGGGAUCGAGAAUGGGAGAGGGAAAGGGAGAGGGACAGAGAAAGAGAUAGGGAAAGGGAGCACGAAGUUGAUCGAGAACGCAAUAGAUAUCGAGAUGACAGAGAUAGACGUAGUGAUCACUAUAGGCACAGGGAUCGGGAGCCAGAUCGUGAUGAUGACCGGGACAGAGGGAGAUCAUCUAGGCCUCGCAGCAAGUCGAGGGAGGUUGAACAUUCAAAGAGGCGCCGUCCAUCAUCUGAAUGAUUUAGGCCCUUUGCAAUGUCCUCAGCGCGGAAAGAUGUUAUUAAGCUGUUAAGCAUAUGUUUUAGUAUCUGCUCUUUUGACAGGUUAAAUAUAUCUUUUUUGAGAAUCCUUGCGAGGGCCCUGCUAAGUGAUAUGACCAAAGAGCUGAAGUUUCUUUUAUCACCUAACCCUGGGCAAUUUCUUCUUGGUGUUGUCAUUGACCUUCAAGCAUCGAGAUUGUGGUUUGCCUCGUUGGUGCAUGCUGUUUGAAUUAAAAUUGAACUACUGGGUGGUAAGUUUUGACAUGAUAUAUGGGACUUGGUAGUGUGAUUGGUCUGCUGAAAGAACUAUUAUAGACACUCCAUCAGUUAUGCUAUGCUAUAUCAGACAUGGAACUAUUAUCAUGUUUUUAUAUAGCUCUUUGCAAGGUUU